AAAAUUGUGAAGAAUCCAGAUUAGAGCUCGUUUUCCACCAAUCCCUACCACUUCACAUUGUGGGUUGUCUCUUAAAUAGGUUUGGCCUUGCAGGCAAAGGCUUAGGACGUUUGGUUUCCUGAAGUUUGCAGUGUUGGCAGAGGAGUUAAGAAAGGAAAGUCUAAGAAAUCAUGCCUGAAGGAGAAGUGGUAGCGUCCCCAACGCGGGAUGAUGGUGGUGGUAUGGAAGAGGAGGCUGGUGCAUCGCAGGUCGUGACACCGUGGGAAGUAGGGUCUAAGGAUGGCGGCAAGAUCAAUUAUGACAAGCUUAUUGUGGACUUUGGAUGCACCAAGAUGGAUGCCGACACGGUGUCACGCAUUGAGCGCCUGACGGGUCGCCCCGCGCAUCCCUUUCUUCGUCGAAACGUAUUUUUCGCUCACAGGGACUUCGACAAAAUCCUUGACUCAUAUGAAAAGGGGGAAAAAUUCUAUCUGUACACUGGGCGCGGACCCUCUUCGGAGUCACUUCAUUUGGGCCACUUAGUACCGUUCAUGUUCACCAAGUACUUGCAAGACGCAUUUAAAGUCCCGCUCGUGAUUCAACUCACGGACGAUGAGAAGUUCAUGUGGAAAGAUUUGAAGCUGGAUGAGGCAAGGCGCCUUGCCCGUGAGAACGCUAAAGACAUAAUAGCUUGUGGAUUCGACGUUAGUAGGACAUUCAUUUUCUCGGACUUCGAAUAUGUUGGAGGGGAGUUUUACCGGAAUAUGGUCCGCAUCGCUAAGUGUGUCACCCUAAAUCAGGUUAGAGGCAUCUUUGGGUUUGUUGGCGAGGAUCACAUUGGGAAAGUCAUGUUUCCGCCUAUUCAAGCUGCCCCGUCAUUCCCAACUUCCUUUCCGCACUUGUUUGGAGAUGCGAAUCAAUCGAAGAAUAUAAGAUGCCUGAUACCAUGCGCUAUUGAUCAAGAUCCAUACUUCAGAAUGACGAGAGAUGCUGCUCCUCGACUAGGCUUUCACAAACCUGCCCUCAUUGAAUCUUCGUUUUUCCCUGCUUUACAGGGUGAAAGUGGGAAGAUGAGUGCCAGUGAUCCGAAUUCAGCAAUUUACGUCUCAGACAAUCCAAAACAAAUCAAGGACAAGAUCAACAAGUCAUUUUCUGGAGGAAGAGAUACUGCCGAGGAACAAAGAAAAUUUGGUGCUAACAUUGAGGUUGAUAUUGCUGUGAAGUACCUGGGAUUCUUCUUGGAUGAUGACAAGGAACUUGCGCGCAUCAAAGAAGAAUAUAGAACUGGAAAACUACUGACUGGAGAAGUGAAGAAGAUUUUGAUUGAUGUGUUGGUCGCCAUGGUAGAACGGCAUCGUAGGGCUCGCGCUGCAGUUACUGAGGAGAUGAUUGAUGUAUUUAUGGCGCCAAGGCCAUUACCGCACAUGUUUGGGUAGUAUCUAAAUCUGUAUCGACAGCUUCUAUUGGAGACAAAAAGCUGUACUGGCCCUUGAGCAGCUUAAAUUUUUGCACAGCGCACUUUUAUUUUCUAGUGCUCUAAAGCAUCCAUCAGAUGAUUCCUGCAAGUAUAUUAACGAAGAAAUUAGUCGAUUUGGUCUCCAUUCAUCAAUUUGGGAAUCUCCACGAGGGGCAUCUUCUCAAUUAUCUUAUUUUAUUUUAUUUUUUAAAUUUCUAGCUUUUGCAGAGACAAUCGUAUGAUUAUCUUGAUGUGGCAUCAGUAUGGAGUCAUCUGAGUUUAUAGACUUUAUUUAUAUGCUCCAGUCAACAUCAUUAUUCUCCUUAAUAUAUACUUUUGAAAUUAUGAACUUUGUAGUCUUUUUGAGUUUUAAUAUCCUGUCGACAUAUAUGUUAAAAAAAGAGAGAAACGAUAUUGACAAAGUA
Messenger RNA from Physcomitrium patens, 1860 nucleotides. Its product is annotated as tryptophan--tRNA ligase, cytoplasmic. Gene Ontology annotation, molecular function: ATP binding; tryptophan-tRNA ligase activity. Gene Ontology annotation, biological process: tryptophanyl-tRNA aminoacylation. The record is from RefSeq and is a predicted model, not a curated record. NCBI's taxonomy places the organism in Eukaryota, Viridiplantae, Streptophyta, Bryopsida, Funariales, Funariaceae. Gene Ontology annotation, cellular component: cytoplasm.